AAGAGAAGCCUUCUGGAAGAUCAAGAGCUUUGUCUUCAUGCUACUGCUUCAAAGGAACGUAGACCAAAAGAGAACCAGUUUCAGGAUAACCAGAAGAGGCUUAGCAGCUUUUGGAGAGAGAGAGGCACAGAGAGGGAGAGAGAGAGAGAGUUACAGAAGCAGCUCAUUCAAGGAGCUCUCUCCAAUCUGGAUAGCCAGCCAGGAGGCAAGCAUAAACACGUGAUAUUCCAUUCAGAUGUGGAAAGUGAAGCUGAAGUGGAUGAGACGUUGAAGAAAGAUGCCAGUUUGGGAAAUAUGCACGAGGACGUAGGGUUAUUGGGAACAAGUCCAGUAUUCUGUAAGUUAAUUCCAUAUGGGUAUGACCGUGCCCCUCUUGUUCUGAAGAUUGUUUUUCGUAGUGCAGUGACAGAAAAGAGUAGGUAAGGUUUGAAUGAAUAGGAAGGAUUGUUCUUUUUUGGUAAGAUGAAUCCGGUUUCAAAGAAUUUAACAGCGCAGCUGAUGUCAAAGGAUGGGGAAGAAAUUUGGCUUGAGGAGUGCAGAGGGACUCUGCUCUGUCCAACCAUGUGGAUGAAGAAUCUAUAUUAGUGCAGCGUUGCCCUUUUAAAGUGCUGUUGGGGUCCAGGUAAGUUGUGUGGGACUUCAUACACCGCACCUAACUGUCACCUAAUUUAGCAGCCUCCUCAGGCUUUUACUGCCGUGCUUUCAGCACAAUUAAGUCUACUCUUCUGGAACAGAACUUGUUCUAUCAUCUCUUUUUUUUUGUUUUGUUUUGUUUUUGUUUUUGUUUUUGUAGUUACAUCUCUGCUAAAGGGUCAAACCACUGGGUUUGCUUUUGUUGGUAUUCUGUGUAAAUGUCGUAAGAUUUGGAUCAUUCUCACUAUUUAAUUAAAACCUUCUUUUCUCGUUUUUCCUUUGUUUAGCACUUUUUUCACACAUACAUCCCUUACCCUGUAUUUAGAAUCCAUGCGCUGUAUUUUCCCUUUUCUUUAAAAAAACCCUAAUUCUGGAUGGAAAAUUGUUUCAAAGCCAUGGAGCGCUUAGCUUUUGCAAUCAUUGAUAUUUAUCAACUGACUUAACCUAUGUCCUUCAGUUUAUACCAUAACCGAGGCUUCUUCAGAAAGGGUAUAAUUUGAUUAAAUUUGAUUAAAUUUGAUAAUUUGAUUAUCUUUAAAUUGAUCUCCCUUGACAUAAUCAGAAAUUUGGAUUGAAAGGGCUUUCUUCAUGAUGAAGCAGUGAUCAAACGGUAAAGUAUUGACAAUUGAAGGAAAAUCAAAGGGUAAUAAAAUGCUGAUUAAGCAACCAUGGAAUGGUAAUAAGAGUCAGAGAAAUCAUUGAAGUUGAAGAAAGCCCUAAAGGUCACGGAGUCCAACCGCUGACCUAACACUGGCAAGUUCACCAUGAAACCAUGUCCCUAAGCUGGCCCUUGACUGUGCACUUGCUGCUGGAGCAGCCACCCCUGUGAUGUGGGUGCCGAGGGCUCGGGUCCCCGCCUGUGCGCUUCACAGCCAGCCCUGUGAUGCCAUGGCCGUGUCACAGUGGGUGGCGUGUGGCUGAGGGUGCUUGCGGGCCAGCGGUGCCGAUGUCACAGUGGCCACUGUGACGCGUGGGGGCAGGCCUAUAAAAAGGAACGCUGGGCGCAGUGCGUCACUCGACCCUGUGAGGUGCGGAGAGGAGAGGGCAGGGCAGGGACGGGGCUCUCAGGGGUUGCCGAGGGAGGAGGGGGGCUCCACACGGCAGGGCUCUGGGCCUGUGCUGCAAGCUCACUCGCGUCUCGCUUCUCCCUCAGAGGUAGCAGAGGAGCAUUUGGAGAAGACGCCCCAGCGCUGCUGGGACAGGACUCUCCAAACGCCCACCGUUGAUGCCUAACACGUCUUCAAGGAAGUGUAAGACAGCCGACUCGAUGAGGCAGGCAUGCGUGCUGUGUCUCCGGGCAGAGGCAGACCCAGACCUCUGCGGGCCAAAACUGAAUAAUCAAGGGAUGCGUGCCCAUCACUUUUGCCUGCUUUUUGCCAAUGAGAUUCAUCCGGAAGGCACCGAACGGGAAGGACAGAUGAGAUUUCUUCCUGUGGAUAUUCAACGUACAGUCGAGCAGGCAGCCCAAAUGGUCUGCUUCGUGUGUGGCGAGCGCGGGGCCACCAUCACCUGCUGGGAGAUGGGCUGUGACCGCAGAUUCCAUCUCCCCUGUGCCGUGGAGGGUGGAUGCGUCACCUGUUAUCUCCUGCCGUACAGUUCUUUCUGCUGGGAGCACCGCCCACAGCAGCGAGAGCAGGUGGCUCCAGAGAACACCACCUGCCUCAUCUGCCUGGACCCUGUUGAAGGCAGAACAACCUACGGGACCAUGGUGUGCCCAGCGUGCAAACACGCCUGGUUCCACAGGGCCUGCAUCCAGGGUCAGGCUGUUCGCACUGGGAUUUUUCGCUUACAGUGCCCUCUGUGUAGAAACAGGAAACAGUUUCUAACAGAGAUGCUCUUCAUGGGGAUCCAAAUCCCGAUAAGACAACCAUCAUGGGAGGACAACAACGCAUAUGAAGAAUUGAAUGAGAGGCACAGCUGCUGCAGUGCAAGGGAGUGCCUUUGUCCAGGAGGCAGGGAGGUGGCAGAGACAGAUGGGCCCUGGGAACUCUUCCUGUGCUGCUCCUGCGCUGCAGAAGGCACACACAGACGCUGCUCCAAUUUAAGGAACAGCACGGAGAGCUGGGAGUGUGACAGCUGUGCUGGCCUGGGCACCUCCUCCGGUGUCAGCUCCGAGCUUGCUGGUCCCAGCACAACCAGCCCAGCGGCAUCGGGGCAGACUCUGGGACCUCCAGCACAGGAGCCCAGCAGCCCCAGCACCUCCAGCAAAGCAGCAUCGGGGCAGACGCUGGGACCUCCAACGCAGGAGCCCAGCAGCCCCAGCACCACCAGCCCAGCAGCAUCAGGGCAGACUCUGGCACCUCCAGCACAGCAGUCCAGCAGCCCCAGCACCUCCAGCCAAGCAGCAUCGGGACCGACUCUGGCACCUCCAGCGCAGGAGACCAGCAGCCCCAGCACUGCCAGCCAAGCAGCAUCGGGGCAGACUCUGCGACCUGCAGCACAGGAGACCAGCAGCCCCAGCCCUAGCAGACAGAUGCCACCAGGGCCAUGCCACAGCGCCCCAGUGCCUGAGGGCAGCAGCUGCUCCAGCGCCCCUGGGCCUGACCGCCGGCAGAACCAAACUCGGUGCAACCGGCAGACCCAGACUCCCUACAUGCGGCCCAGAAGACAGCAGGAGAGAAGGCAAGCUCCGAGCAGCACCCACAGCCAGGCGGUACUGGCGCUGUCUCAGUGCUCCCCAGCACGUGAGACCCGCAGCCACAUCACCAGCAGGCAGCAGCCAUCGGCAUCAUCCUAUGGCUCCGCAGCACUAGAAGGAAGCAGGAGCUCCAGGUCCACCGGGCCCGUGCGGAUGCGAGACCGCUCCCGCUGGCAGCGUCAGGCCCAGACUCCGUAUACACAGCCCAGAAUACGCUGUGAGAGCAGCCACACGCCAGCAGCAGGAGCUGAGAGGAGCCCUCGCAGCCAGGCUGUGCCCAGGCUGUCCCAGUCCUCGCCAGCACGUGCGAGCCGCAGGCCCAGCACCAGCAGACAGCGGCCGUCAGCAUCAUCCCGUGGCUCCGCAGCACGUCAAACGGGCAGCAGGUCCAGAUCCACCGGGCCUGUGCGGGUGCGAGACCGCUCUCGCUUGCAACGUCGGGGCCAAACUCCCAACACGCGGUGCAAAAGACGCCGUGAGAGCAGCCACAUGCCAGCACCAAGCGCAAAGAGGUGCACGCGCAGACAGGCUGUGUCGGGGCUAUCCCAGCGCUCCCCAGCACGUGCGACCAGCAGCUCCAGCAGUGACAGCCAGGAGUCAUCGGGGUCCUCCAGUGGCUCCCGGGAAUCGGGGAGCAGCAGUCCCAGCACUGGCAGCCAGGAGGAAUUAUAGCCAUGCCACAGUUCCCUGGCACCAAACAUCAGCAGCCCUGGCACUGCGGCAUUGGGGCCACGCCAUGGCUCCCCAGUGUGUGAGGGCAGCAGCAGCUCCAGCCCCCCAGGGCCCGACCGACGGUGAAACUGCUCCUGCUUGAACUGUCAGACCCAAAGUGCCUACACGCGGCCCAGAAGGCAGCGGGAGAGAAGCGAACCGCCGGCACCACGUGGUGAGAGGAGCACCCACAGCCAGGCGGUGAGGGGCUGUCCCAGUGCUCACCAAUACCUGAGACCAGCAGCCCCAGCACCAGCAGGCAGCGGCCAUCGGCGGCAUCUUCUGGGUCUGCAACACCGGAAAGCGGCAGCAGCUCCAUCCCCACGAGGCCCGUGGGGGUGCAAGAAAACUCCCACUUGCAACAUCAGGCCCAUACUCCCAACACGCAGCCCGGACACCUCCGUGGGUCCAGCCGUGCUUCAUCUCCGAGCGACAGCUCUGAUCCCCCUCCACCGGCACAAUAAAGGCGGCCCUUCAUCUCUGGACUGGGA
Strigops habroptila (Kakapo) is the source of this 4473-nucleotide messenger RNA. Its product is annotated as serine/arginine repetitive matrix protein 2-like. The transcript is spliced from 10 exons. NCBI's taxonomy places the organism in Eukaryota, Metazoa, Chordata, Aves, Psittaciformes, Psittacidae. The record is from RefSeq and is a predicted model, not a curated record. Gene Ontology annotation, cellular component: nucleus. Bases 1859 to 3943 code for a protein of 694 amino acids.